AAAAAAAAACAACACAUCUCAGACGCCAGGCUUCGAGAGUCGCUUCAGAAUCUUGACAUCUCUCAAGACGAAGCGCAGGGCCUACGGAAUCAAGUGCAAGCGCUCCAGAAAGAGCUACUGGCUCAAGUAUCAAAAGUCGAGGUUGUUUCUGAUGAGACACUUUCGCGGGACUUCCGCAUCCUUGCCUCUUUGGUAAAAUCGCUCAGCCGCUCGAUCCAGCCAACACAGGAUUCCCCCAUGCUACACACUCUCGGGUUCUUCGUGCUCGUACAAGAUGUCGCAAAGCAUCACUGGAAUACCCGCGCACGCCAAAAGGCAUACGUCGAGGCGUCGAUAUGGUCCAUGCUGAUUGAUGGGCUAUUCCAUCACCCUUUCGAGUUCUGUAGACCCAUCGAGGUACUCAAUGAAGACUGGCGCUUGAUUUUUGCCGAGGAGUUCUUUGAUGACUGGCCAACCCCAACCCCAGAAUCCGAGAGCUGGCGGCUCACCACAGUGAACACGUUGAUCAGCCAGAUUGGACGGGAGACUACAACUACCGGCCAAUGUCACGAAGAUUCCCAAGAAUUGAGUAAAAAAGUUCGUAGCCUACAGAAAGGGGUAUUCAAGAAGCGAGAGUCCGUCGCCAAUACCAUCAGGUCGCAUCUCACAGCGAUAUCAACUGGCGACCAUUCAAAUAUCCCAGGCAUUGUCGACCAGGCAUUCAAGUUAGCUUUCAACAUGUCCAUGCAACCUUUCCGAGUUCAAAUUACUUGGCCAGAUGUUGGUGCCGAUUUUGAAGCAGACCACAUGUCUUCGGUUCCCGACCGCAAUGGCCAAGAUAUCCGCAGAGGUGUUGUUGCAUUCAUUGUUAACCCUGGUCUCACUCGCUGGGGCGAUGCCCACGGGCAGAAUUUCGAGAAACGCCAUGAGAUUGUGCCGUCCCUGGUGCAGCUUGAACCAGUGCAGGUCAAUCAUAAAUAUCUUCGUAGUCGCGUGAUUGCAAAGCAGGAGGAGGAGCAUGUUCAGCGAUGA
This is a messenger RNA of Bipolaris oryzae ATCC 44560, 1011 nucleotides long. RefSeq lists its product as uncharacterized. Lineage: Eukaryota; Fungi; Ascomycota; Dothideomycetes; Pleosporales; Pleosporaceae. The annotation marks the transcript as partial. The transcript has a single exon. The record is from RefSeq and is a predicted model, not a curated record.